This is a messenger RNA of Colletotrichum gloeosporioides, 1317 nucleotides long. RefSeq lists its product as uncharacterized. The record is from RefSeq and is a predicted model, not a curated record. Lineage: Eukaryota; Fungi; Ascomycota; Sordariomycetes; Glomerellales; Glomerellaceae. The coding region runs from base 1 to 1317 and encodes 438 amino acids. The transcript has a single exon.
AUGGAGACCUUCGGCGACUUCGAAAUCGUCGAUGUACCCAAGUACACCGAGGCCCAGCUUGCGGCCAAGAUUGCCGCCAAGGACCAAGAAAUCGCCGCGCUGAAGCGACGACACGAGGCCGAGUGCAUCGAGAUCGAACUGGCCAAGGUUUCCGAGGAGAACGAAGAGAUUGCCGCGCUGAAAGAAGCGCAGGAAGCUGUGGUCGACAAAUAUAAGGAAAUCCACGCCCUUAAGAUGGCUCAGAAGAACAAAGAAUUCGCCGCGCUCGAGCAACAACACGACGAGGAGUGCGCCGAAUUAGACGCCUUGAUUUCCGAGAAAGAUGAAGAAAUCACUGAGAAGGACAAAGAAAUGGCCGCGCUCGAGCAACAAUACGACGACGAGUGCGCCAAAGUAGACGCUUUGAUUGCUGAGAAAGACGAAGAGAUCGCUGAGAAAGACGAAGAAAUCGCUAAGAAGAACGACAAAAUCGCUGAGAAGAACGACGAAAUUGCCCAUAAGAACGACGAGAUCGCUGAGAUGGAUGAGGAAAUUAAUGAGAUAUAUGACGAAAUGUUUGAGAAGACCGACGAAAUCGCUAAGAAGGACGAGGAGAUUGCUGAGAAGGACGAAGAGAUUGCCAACAAGAACGACGAAAUUGACAGGAUGCACGAAGAUAUCAUUCGGAGAGACGAAGUAAUUGCCGAUCAAAACGACGAACUCAUUGAGAAGAACCAAGAAAUUACCGACAAGAAGGACGAAAUUGCUAAGAAGACCGAAGAAAUCGCCAAGAAGGACGAAGAGAUUGCUGCGCAGAAGCAACAAAAGGAAGCUGUAUGCGCCAAGUACAUGAAAAUCCACACCGAUGCGUUGGCCCAGAAGAAUCAAGAAAUUGCCGUGCUGCGGAAAGAGCACCAAGCCGGAAUCGCCAAGUGCAUCGAAGACGCAGCCGCCAAGCGCGCCGAAGAGCUCAAGAAAUUCCAAUACAAUGCUCAAAGAUCUCUCGACCAACACAAAAAGGAGAGCGAGGAUUCCCAGAAGCUCAUCCACAGCAUCAUCAAUGCUAAGCUGGCCGAAAGCAAGGGCAAGCUCAUCAAGGAGCGUUCAGAUGCUGCGGAGCUGAGACGUGAGCUUGAGGAGGAGCGUUCGACUUCUACGAAGCUGAGAAAUGAGCUUGAAACCCAAAGAAACAAAAGCAAUGCUGCCGCGAGCGAUCUUGAGAAGAAACACAAGCAGUAUGUCGAGUUUCUUAAAUCCGACAUUCGGCAGCUGAGACUUGCGCUGUCAGACUGUUAUAGUGACGAUGACGACGACUUAGGAUUUGGUCACUUUGACUAG